CAACUGAAAGACAGAAAUACCAACAACUGAAAGAGAGAAGCAGGCAAUCAAAAACAAAAAUGGCGAGCCAUGAAUCAACUGAUUCACUUCAUGUAGUGAUGUUCCCCUGGUUUGCAUAUGGUCAUAUAAGCCCAUUUGUCCAACUAUCUAAUAAGCUUUCCCUUCAUGGAGUUAAAGUCUCUUUCCUCUCAACUCCUUCUACUGUUUCACGCAUCAAAUCUACCAUCAACCUUAAUCCCGGAGUCCACUUAAUCCCAGUCUCAAUCCCACAUAUUGAAGGCAUCUCUCCUGGUCUCGAAACCACCUCUGACAUGACACCUGCCAUGGCUGAACUACUUAAGCAAGCCGUAGACCUCAUGCAACCACAAAUUAAAACACUCUUAUCACAACUCAAACCUCAUUUUGUGUUCUUUGAUUUCGUGUAUUACUGGCUACCAUACCUUGCUUCACAACUCGGGAUUAAAACACUUUAUUUCUCAGUUUACUCUGCCAUUUCUGAUAAUUACAACCUGGCCGUUUCAAGGCGAAACAAUCACACCAUCCAUGAUUUCAUGAAACCGCCAGCUGGGUUCCCUACGACUUCCCUUACCUCUCUCACAAAAUUUGAGGCCGGACACUCUUUUUACGUGUUAAUGAACUUCGACGGACACCCUUCUGUUUAUGACAGAGCCCUGGAGGGCUACAACGGUUCCACUGCCAUAUUAAUGAAAACAUGCAAUGAAAUGGAAGGUCCUUACGUAGAGUACAAGAAAACCCAGUUUCAAAAACCAGUUCUUUUAACUGGUCCACUUGUUUCCGAACCGCCAUCUGGUGAGCUCGACGAGAGAUGGUCUAAGUGGUUAGUUCGUUUCCCCCCAAAGUCAGUAAUAUUUUGCUCUUUUGGCAGCGAAACAUUUCUCAACAACGAUCAGAUUAAAGAAUUGGCUCUGGGCUUGGAACUUACUGGUUUGCCAUUCUUUCUGGUGGUAAAUUUUCCGGCUAAUGUGGAUGCUGAAAUUGAGUUAGUCCGGGCUCUGCCAGAAGGGUUAACGGAGAGAGUGAAGGACAUAGCAGUUGUUCACACUGGAUGGGUCCAACAACAACUAAUUUUAGCACAUAAUAGUGUUGGUUGUUACGUUUGUCAUUCAGGAUUUAGUUCAGUACUCGAAGCUAUAAUGAAUGAUCGCCAGUUGGUUCUUUUACCUUGUAAAGGUGACCAGUUCUUGAACGCCAAGCUUAUUGCAGGGGACCUGAGGGCUGGGGUGGAGGUGAAUAGAAGAGAAGAUGAUGGGCAUUUUCAUAAGAAGGAUAUAUUUGAGGCUGUUAAAACUGUUAUGGUGGAUGUUAACAAGGAGCCAGGUAUGUCUAUUAGAGAAAAUCAUAAGAAAUGGAGAGAGUUCCUGAGGAAUGAAGAGAUACAGAAUAAAUUUAUUGCAGAUUUAGUUAAGGAUCUAAAGGAUCUAGCUUAAAGGAGGAAGGAUUAUGGUGCUCCAUAUAUGGUUUUGUUGUGUUGUGCUGUAUUAAUUUGUUGAGGGUCAUGAUUUUUGUACUUGAAUAAAGGGGGGAAUUAUUGUGAAUUUGUGAUGUUAAGAGUAUCUCAAUGGUGUAAAAUAAAGAGUAUUUUUAUUUAUUUUUAAAUAUAAAGAAUAAUUUUUUUAUUUAAA
Messenger RNA from Pistacia vera, 1643 nucleotides. Its product is annotated as anthocyanidin-3-O-glucoside rhamnosyltransferase-like. The transcript has a single exon. NCBI's taxonomy places the organism in Eukaryota, Viridiplantae, Streptophyta, Magnoliopsida, Sapindales, Anacardiaceae. The coding region runs from base 60 to 1448 and encodes 462 amino acids. The record is from RefSeq and is a predicted model, not a curated record. Gene Ontology annotation, molecular function: UDP-glycosyltransferase activity.